AAUUAAUGUUAUAUGAGUUCUGCUAAGAGGCUGGGGCUGGUGGGCGCCGUAAUAAAAUUCUCCAUUGUUUUCUCCAUUUUAUCAGCGCACGGGAGUUACCAGCCAUUAGAACAUCUCAGGGGAGGAAGCCAAGGCACCCAGGAGGAGGAUUUGCAAAGUCCAGGCGGUGAGGCGCGGCAGGCGUGCGUCUUGUCCUGGACAUGGUGGCCCACCCCGCUGCCGUAGCCACCCCCCAGACACCCCAGGGGGACACGACCAUACCCAGGGGCAGGGGACGGCCACGGAAGGAUGCCACAGGGACAGGAAGGAUAUCACUGAAGAAGGAGAAGGAGGAGGAUGCAGGAAAAGGACGUCUGAGAAAUGGAGGAACGAGAGUGGCAGGGAAGGUGGAAGAGGGAGGAAAAGGAUCUGAUGAAGGGAGGAAAAAGGGAGAGAAUGAGAGAAUGGGAAGAGAGAAAGAGAGAGAGAGACAGAAAGGGAUGAAGAGAGUGGAGGAGGGAGGAAAAAGGGCUGAUAAAGGGAGGAAUAACGGAGAGAAGGGAGGAAAAAGUGAGAGAAUGGAGAGAAACAGAGAGAGAGAAAGAGAGAACGGAAAGAGAGGAAGAGGAAGAGAAGAUGAUAAACGGAGAGAGAGAAUAAUACCAAAGAAAGAGGAGGAGGAGAAAGAGGAAGAGGAGGAAGAUGAUUUUGACUUCUCGGUAAUUGAAAAAAAAAUAUUUGAAGGAACGGAAGGAGGAGGAAGAGGAAGAGGAAGAAGAGACAUAAAACAAGAGAAAGGAGGAAGAGGAAGAGGAGGAGGAGGAGGAGGAAGAGGAGGAGGAAAGAAAGUGAAGGAGGAGGAAAAAGUGGAGGAAAAAAUCACAAAAACUCCUCCAUCAGGAAAACUGGAGAAAAAAACAAAGAAGGAGGAAGAAGAGGAGAGAAAAGGAAGAGGAAGAGGAGGAGGAGAGAAGAGAGAAGAGGCAAUGCAACAAAGAGGAAGAAGAAAGAGAAGUGUUGAUAAAGAAGAAGAGGAGGAGGAGGAAGAGAGGAAGAAGAGGAGGAGGAAGAAUGUGAUAAAAGAGAAGAAAAUGAAGGAAUUGAAUAAAGGAAGUGAGAGAAAGAAGAUUAAAGAGGAGGAGGAGAGGAGGAGAGAAGGGAAGAGGAAGGAGAAAGAGGAUAGGAAGAGCGGAAGAAGUGGAGGAGAAGAAGGAAGAAGAGGAGGAGGAGGAGGAGGAAGAGGAAAUAUACAGAAACAAGGAGGGAGAGGAAGAGGAGGAGGAAGAAAAGAAGAAGACAGAGGAAGAACAGGAAGAGGAAGAAGAGGAGGAGGAAGAGGAGGAGGAAGACCACAAAAAACACCACCACCAACAACAACAGCGUCAGAAUCCGAGCUCAGCGACUGGGAGGAGGUGGAUGAAAUGGAGGGAGUGGAUGAGGUGGAGGAACUUCUCUCCAAGCCUUCCUCCUCCUCCUCCCAGCCCGACGGAGGAGGAGGAGUGAGGAUUGAGUUAGACGCCCCGGAGACCUUGUGGGGAAUGAAGAGGAGGAAGAAGAGGAGAACGGAAGAGGAGUUGAUCGAAGACUACCUGCGCAAGAGGGUCAAUGAUACCAUACGAAAGGUGGCACUCAACAUGCACAAAACCCACCUCCUGUGCCUCCUAGCCCACGGACGGCACCUCAACACGGCACUCGGGGGCGGCACUGUCCUGGGAGCGGCCCUGUCCACCACCCCAGGCCGCGCGGCACACCCCAAGGGGAGACUCGACCUUGGGCACCUUCAGCGUUUAGUGGAGUGGUUUGGGAAGAAAUUUAAGCGGGUAAAACUUGAUGUCGAAACGGAUUAUCACAGAACGGCUGUUGACGAGGUUCUGGUGCGACGCUUCGGCACUCAGGAGGUCCGGAGUGCCAAGGAGGCCGUGCUGUGUUUUGUGGCACUGUGUCGCUCGCUUGGUAUCAGUGCCAGGCUCGUUUUGGCACUGCAACCUAUGUCGUGGAAACCAGCAUCUGGCGCGCUUAUAAAACCCAACAAAGAGUGCCAGGAGAGUGCCAAGGGGGAGAGUGCCAGUGUCGGGGGUAAGGGAGGAGGAGGAGGAGGGGGUGACGCAUCUUCCGCCCCCUCGACAUCCUCCUCCUCCUCCUCCUCCUCUGCACAGAAGAUGAAAAUCCCUAACCGUAAAAUGCUCUCAUCGGAUUCUGAAACAUCGCCGAUACAAGAAAAGAGAGGAAAAGGAAGACCUGUCGGAGGAGGAGGGAAGAGGAGGAAGACUACGGAAAAGGAGGAGGAAGAGGAGGAGGAGGAGGAGGACAGCGACUUCAAACCACAGAAGAUGAAAUACCGACGGACAUCAAAGCAAGGGAAGAGAAGAGAAUCGCAAGAGGAAGGAAGAGGAGGGAAGAAGGAGGAAGAGGGGGAGGGGAAGAAGAGGAGGAGGGCGGAGGGGAUGGAGGAGUGGGCGGAGGUGUUUGUGGAGGAGGAGGAGAGGUGGGUGUGCGUGGAUGUCGGGCGGAUGAAGAUACAUUGCGUGACGGAAAUUGAGGCGAGGAUGCCCCCCGGGUCAGCCUACAUCACCGCCUUCAACCCUGACCUGACCCUCAAGGACGUGACCCGGCGAUACGUGUCCAGCUGGCUGUCGGCAGAACGGAAGCUGAGGCCCUGCAGUGACUGGUGGAAGGCUUCGCUCCGCCCGUUCGAGGGAGCGAGAGGGAGGAAGGACAAGGAAGAGGAGGAGGAGAUGGAGAAGACGCUCCACCUUCAACCUCUUCCCAAGACUAUUGCUGAGUACAAGAACCAUCCUCUCUAUGCCCUCCAGCGACACCUGCUCAAGUUCGAGGCCAUCUACCCCCCGGAUGUGUCACCCGCCGGCUUCUUCAAGAGUGAGCCGGUCUACCCAAGGUCCAGCGUACACAACCUACACUCCCGGGAGACAUGGCUGAAGGAGGCAAAGUCGGUGCGCGUGGGAGAGGAGCCUUACAAGACUGUCAAGGCCAGGCCAAAGUGGGACAGGGUAAGAUGCCAGGUGAUCAAGGACAUUCCACUGGAGCUGUUCGGGGACUGGCAGGUGGAGGAUUACGAACCACCUGUGGCCGCGGACGGGAAGGUGCCGCGGAAUGAAUAUGGCAACGUGGAGAUGUACAAGCCUUCCAUGCUGCCCAGGGGCUGCGUGCACAUCCCAGUCGCCGGUAUCAACAAAGUCGCUCGGAAACUCAAAAUAGACUGUGCUCCGGCGAUGGUUGGGUUCGACUUCCACUCGGGCUUCACGCACCCUGUUUACGAGGGCUAUGUGGUGUGCGAGGAGUUCAAGGAUGUGCUGAUGGAUGCUUGGAACCAGGAGCAGGAGGAGCAGGCAAGGAGGGCGGAGGAAAGGAGAGAGAAGAAAGUGUACGACAACUGGAGGAAACUGAUCAAGGGCUUGCUGGUGAGGGAGAGAGUGAGGGAGAGGUACCAGUGUAGCUCGGAGGAGGAGGAAGAGGAGGAGGAGGAGGAGGAGGGGAAGAGGAAGAAGAAGAAGGAAGAGACUGUGAAGAAGCGGAAGAUCAAGCAAUCGGAUCUGGAUAAAUUAUGUGAAAAGGAAGAAAAAGUGGAGGAAAAUGUGGAAAACGGAGAUAAGGUGGAGAAAAACGGAGGUAACCGGAGCACAGAGGUGGAGACUAACCCCUCCUCCACCUCCUCCACCGCCGGCAAGCCUCCACUCAUCACGCACCACGUCAAAAACCUCUCGAUUGACCUAACGUCCAAUGUUGUCGAGAUGGCAAAACGCAGCCGUCAAAAAUUGAUGAAGUCGAAAAACACGGCCAAAAGGAGGGAGAAGAGGAGGAAGGAGGACGUCGCCGGAGGAGGAGGAGGAGGAGGAAGGGUGAAGGAAGACCAGGGGGGAGUGCAAGGCCUGAGCGAGGAGUCUGAGGCUUCUGAUGAAGAGUUGAAGAAGGAGAAAAUUCGAGCGAUUCUUAACUGGGGAACGGAGAGUAAGGUCAAGGGUCCGAACUUAAGCGACGACAGCGCUGAUGAGGACGAUGAUGAUGACUCGGCGGAUGACUCAACCACUCCGCCAAACCUCGACCCACCCCUCAACCGCUUCCGAGGCUUCACCGAUCAACCGAAGCAACCAAAACAACCGAAAACGAAACGAAAGUACGCCGGUAGAAAGUCAGAUUCAGAAUCGGAGGUGGAAUCAGAUGCCUCAACCAGCCGCUCAACCACGCCGGAACCGGUUGGCGCUUCGGUUGAGGGCACCAGAAGGGUCUCCGCGCGUACGGCCAAGAGGAAAGUUACGAGUUACCAAGAGAAGAAGAAGAAGAAGGAGGAAGAGGAGGAGGAGGAGGAGGAGGAGGAGGAUUUAUCAGAUGACGAAAGUGAUUUUGAGGAUAAAUCUUACAUUCCAGAGAAGGUAAAAUGAGUGUGUGUGUGUACGUACAUGUGUGUGUGUGUGUGUGUGUGUGUGUGUGUGUGUGUGUGUGUGUGAUGUUGGUUGAAUCUCAGGUUUAAUUUAGUAGUUGUAGUAGUAGUAGUAGUAGUAGUAUAUUAAUAGUGGUGGUGGUGGUGGUAGUAGUAGUAGUAGUAGUAGUAGUUAACUUUUCUACUUUUCAUAAAAAAAAAAAAAUGAGAAAGUGAGAAAGAAAGAAAGAAAGAAAGAAAGAAAAAAAGAAAUUAAGAAAAUUAAAAGAAAAAAACAAGAAUAAGAAACAAAGAAAGAAAGGGAGGAAGGAAGGGAAGGAAAAUAAGAUAAACAAGUAAAUAAGGAAAGAAGAAGAAGAAGGAAAAAAAGAAAACAGGAGGGAAAAUAAAUAAAAGGGGAGAAAGGAAAAAGAUAAGAGAGAGAGAGAGAGAGAGAGAGAGAGAGAGAGAGAGAGAGAGAGAGAGAGAUAAAUAAUUAAUGUUAGUAAUAAAAUAUGUAAUAAAUGAUCUUAAAAGUA
Messenger RNA from Eriocheir sinensis (Chinese mitten crab), 4893 nucleotides. RefSeq names its product DNA repair protein complementing XP-C cells homolog (gene Xpc). NCBI's taxonomy places the organism in Eukaryota, Metazoa, Arthropoda, Malacostraca, Decapoda, Varunidae. The record is from RefSeq and is a predicted model, not a curated record. Gene Ontology annotation, biological process: nucleotide-excision repair; mismatch repair. The transcript has 11 exons. The coding region runs from base 201 to 4376 and encodes 1391 amino acids. Gene Ontology annotation, molecular function: damaged DNA binding; single-stranded DNA binding. Gene Ontology annotation, cellular component: nucleus; cytoplasm; XPC complex.